This is a messenger RNA of Penicillium vulpinum, 2133 nucleotides long. RefSeq lists its product as uncharacterized. The transcript has a single exon. Lineage: Eukaryota; Fungi; Ascomycota; Eurotiomycetes; Eurotiales; Aspergillaceae. Bases 1 to 2133 code for a protein of 710 amino acids. The record is from RefSeq and is a predicted model, not a curated record.
AUGGUUGGGGAUAUGGGAAGCAGUCUAAUGAGCGCAAGAGGAUAUGACAGUGAUGCCCAGUAUAUCGGGAGUCCCCAGCAUGCCGACCGUAUGAGAGCGUCGCCCAAAAGCCCGGCGUUUCGCAGAAUGGGGUUGCAUGAUCUAAUAGAGCACAGUCGUGAGCGAAACAACUUGGAGAUGUGGGCGAACGCUAAGGACCAUGAUCAACCUGACACCCCAGGGACACCCUUUGGGAUGCAUUAUAUACCCACGCCACCAGGAAGUCUGAGGGGGCGCUUAGUUCACCCCAGCUCUGCAACCGAAAACAUAGCUGGCCAGUCUAUGACUUCGUUCAAAAAUGAACAGUCCGGUGAGCAAAACAUGUUCACAAAAUCCCUCCCGAGUCUUCAUGCCAAUCAAGAAGAAUUGGCUCCGGCAAAUCAAAAUCGUUUCCGAUCUCGAGAAGGCUUUAUAGGCAGCAGCAGCGGUGGGAACCUUCAAAAUCUUGUGGCUAACUGGGCUCAGUACAUGGGAUCAAACCCCAAUGACCAUCGUGCGGCGUCUUCGGCCUCGCUAGCCAGGGAAGAUCCGGGCAUUAUGGUUUCUAAAACACGACAUCCAACAAAUCCCCCCACCUCAAAGCCUGAGACGCGAGUACCGCAUCUUGGUGAUCUAGACCUUUCGCACAGGCUUGCGGGGACAGGCAUGAGGUCCGGCCCGCCAUCAACUACUCCAUCUAUGUCGGAACUGCCACGUCCGAAUAGAUAUGGGCCACAAAUGGCAUCGCAAGAGAACUUUCAACCUUAUGAUAGAUCUGGAACAUCGACAAUCGUGGAUUCCGAGCCCCAGAGGCAAGCUAUGCAUCAUCAACGAGAUGCGUCCUCUUUCUAUUCGCGCCAAAGCAGCAACGCUUCACGGGGGGCAUCUGCCGUUCAAUCACUGAGAGUCCAUGCUGCAAAUGCAAUGGAUAGCUUACCGAAUAUUGAUACACAAAUGAUAGCUGAGGCUAGCACAGUGCAAAAUGAACGGGAACCAGGUGCCGAGGUUUUGAAAAGCAGGUUUGUUGAGCAACUUGAUGCGGCAGACUGGGGAUCACCUCAGGUUCAUGGAAUUUCCGAUAGCGGCAAUGGUGUCAGACCACAUCGCAGAGUCAGUCCCGGCUGGAUGACUGGAGGCCGGCGAAUGGGCUAUGGGUAUAACUUGGUGGACAAUGCUGAGGAUCACUCACCAACAGUUGGAGGGAACAGCAGUCCAUUUCCGAGCGGGAAUUGGCACAGAGCCACUCCAGGACCGAGAUCUGGCAGCGCUGGUGAAAAGGGGUUGAGAUCAUCGAUCGAGCAUCGGACCGACCUGGCAUCAUCAGCCCAGCCAUUUACUCCUGACCAUGGUUCCAAGAGGUGUGACAGCCGACAGUCUCCUAUGGACAAACCUCCUACCAACGCCAAUGGGGAACCUGUCUUGACACCAACUAUGUGGGCCAAAAUGAAAAGCCAUUCAGUUCGAGGUAAUCGUCACGCACCACUGAGACUGGAUUUGACUGGCGAAGUAAUGGGUGCAGGUGGAGCACGCCGUGCGCAGCACAUUGAGUCGCCAACUUCUGUAAAGUCGCCAAUUUCCGCAAAGACACCGACUUCCACAGGCAGCUUUUAUGUCGAAGACGUCGAUGAAACGUUCUUAAGUCGAUGGGCGAAAGGCAGCCGGUCCAUACGCAAACAACCACAACUAAACACGUACCGCGAUUCAACCCACAGGGGCAACGUCCGUACUCCAGGUGCUUCACCAACUGGUGAACGCCGCUUCUCAAUGGAUCUGACAACCAGUCGGCCCUCUGUAUACUUCGAUCCGUCGAAUGACAAAAGUGCAGACAGGUUAAACGGAGAGCCCUCCCGCUCUCGUAGUGGACGUUGGAUACUAAGGUUUUCAAGAAACAGGGAGAGCAAGAGACGUUCGAACCCCCCUCCAAAAGAACCAUCUCAGGAAUCGCCAAUACAGUACGAAGAGCGUCCAUCGAGUGACCUGGGACGAGCAAACUCUACCAGAAGCGAUGUGGCAGAGGAGCUCGCGAGUGCGUAUCGGGAAUGCAUUGAGAUGCCCGGGGCUUUUUAUGGAAGCCGGUGGGCGAGCCGAACUAGUCUGGUGGUGGAGGCAGAGUGA